Melanotaenia boesemani (Boeseman's rainbowfish) is the source of this 1053-nucleotide messenger RNA. RefSeq names its product cold shock-induced protein TIR1-like. The transcript is spliced from 4 exons. Lineage: Eukaryota; Metazoa; Chordata; Actinopteri; Atheriniformes; Melanotaeniidae. The coding region runs from base 1 to 981 and encodes 326 amino acids. The record is from RefSeq and is a predicted model, not a curated record.
AUGUUUGGACUAAGAACCAAAAAACAAAUCACAACCAAGUUUUCACCUUUCUUCCUUCUGUUUGGAACUGAGGCUCGAUAUCCUUCUGAGGUGCCUGAAGACUACGAGAUAGACAGCAGUGUGGAGAAGACUGUGAAGCAAGAGGUGGUGUCAGAGGCCAUCGACAGGCAGGAGUCACUAUUUAAUGUGGUACGCCAAAAUAUUAAAAAGGCUCAAGAUGCCUACAAAACACCAAAAUCAGAGAAAAAGGCCUCUUUUAAUGUAGGAGAAGAGGUCCUUCGAAAAAACAUCAGGAGCCAGCAGAGAAAGGGAGGGAAGUUGGACCCAAAUUGGACCGGGCCAUUUACAAUUGUGGCCAUACAUGAUAAGAGUGCAGACCUACAAUCAGAAACACAAUUCAUUCCAAAAGUAAACAUUGAUCACCUCCAGCCUUUUAAAGCACAGCAGCCAAGAAUCCCCCAUCAAAUAAAAUCCCAGAGGGUGCAAUUAGCAACAACCCCACCACCAGCAUCACCCAAAGCUCCUGGAACAGUUAUAGCUUCUGUACCAGCAUCUAGCUCCACUUCAUUCUCAACCCUUGCACCAACCUCAUCACCUGCAACACCAGCAGACCUGACAACUCCAUCAGUCUCUGCAACACCAACAGCUUUUGCACCACCGUCCUCCACCACACCAUCAUCAAUCUCUGCACAACCACCAGCCCUGGAAACACCAACAUCCUCUGCUUCACCAGCCACAACUCAAGCUUCAUCAUCCGGGACUGUAGAGAAAUGUGAUAUAUCCAUCACAGAACAAGACACUCCUCCUGGAUCCACUUGGAGAAACUGCUGCCAAGUUAAAAAGGUGCCAGGAUGCAUCAAGGAUGUGUCAGAUUUGCGGUGGCAGAUUGCCACUACUCUUCUCAGAGAUUCAGGUAAGUUAUGCAAUACAUGCAAUACAGUAAUUGAAAAUAAAUAUGACUGCACUAGUUGUCAUUGCUGAGAUUGUGCUGCAAAUGAAAACUGAUGUGGUCAUCAUUACCUUGUUUCAAAAUAAUUUUGCAAUAUUUGGACA